AUGUUCGACAUUUUAAAGAAAGAAAGUAUUACCGAGAAAAAUAUGACUUCAAUAGUUGAACUAUUUAAACAAGCUUGGCCAGUAGAGUCAUGGAAAAAAUAUGGUUUAUUUGAUGAAAGUUACAUUUAUGAAAUUAAUUUACACUGGCUACAGUUUCCACCACCAUCCAAAACAACGCAUUAUGCCCUAGCAGUAUUUUACAUAGUAUUUGUUGUUGUUGGAACUUUUGGAAAUGGAACGGUUUUAUUCAUGUGUUUAAGGUGCAAAUCGUUACACAAUCCUGCAAAUACUCUUGUGGCUAAUUUGGCUUUUAGCGAUGGUUGUAUGGUAUCUUUCAUGCUUGUUUUUAUCUUCAAUAGUUUUACUCUAGGUCCAUCCUUUGGUUCCAUAGGAUGCCAAAUGUAUGGAUUUUGGAGCGGAGUUACUGGCAACUGUUCCAUAUGUAUUCUAGCAGCAAUAUCCUUGGAUAGGUAUCAUAUCACUAGGGACCCAUUAAAAUAUGUACUCAACCGUAAACGGGUAAAAGCAUCUAUAGUGUUUUGCUGGCUGUACAGUACGCUAUUCGCAGUUAUGCCUCUUUUAAACAUCGGCGUUGGCAAAUUUGUUCCCGAGGGCUACUUGACCAGUUGCUCUUUUGACUAUUUAUCUCAAACGAGCGCUGUCCGAAUUUUCAUAUUCAUUUAUUUCGUCGGUGCUUGGGUCUUACCCCUAUCCGUUAUCCUGUACGCAUAUAUUAACAUCUAUAGAAUCACAAGAAACUCAAAAACGCUUGGUGGAAAGUUUUCCAGCACCGACUCAUUUCGUCAUUGCAGAAGAGAAAACAGACGCCGUCAAGAAUUAAAACUAACAAUCGUAAGUUCCGUAGCCAUCUUCCUUUGGUUCAUUUCAUGGACACCAUACGCAAUCGUUGCAUUGUUAGGGAUAACAGGCAACGCACACUGGAUAUCGCCCUUUGCCUCCAUGGUGCCAGCUCUGUUUUGUAAAACUGCCAGCUGUCUUGAUCCCUUCCUUUACGCUUUCUCUCAUCCGAAAUUCAAAGGAGAAAUUCUGGCGUUUUUGAGGAGAAAAGGAAGGUGGAAAGUGGAAAUAAUUCGGAAAAGGCCUCACGUCAGUAGAAAACAAGGAAGGAACAAUGUUGAAACCAGUACCGUAGACAAAAAGGGAUUAGAAACGGAUAUAUUUAGCAUAAAUUAA
Molecule: messenger RNA, 1194 nt
Organism: Agrilus planipennis (emerald ash borer)
Lineage: Eukaryota; Metazoa; Arthropoda; Insecta; Coleoptera; Buprestidae
Product: opsin, ultraviolet-sensitive-like
Exons: 3
Coding region: 1-1194 (397 amino acids)
Biological process (GO): G protein-coupled receptor signaling pathway
Cellular component (GO): membrane
Molecular function (GO): G protein-coupled receptor activity
Source: RefSeq, a predicted model, not a curated record